AUGGGGCUUUUGGGCAUGUUUGUUAGGAAGCUAUGUGCAGAGUUUUUGGGGAGGAAAUGGAACAUACCAGACCCUUACAAUGCGGUUGUGUUUUUGGCUUUGCAUUGCCUUUGUGUAUUUGCGCCCUUCCAUUUCAAUUGGCCUGCAUUUUGGGUGGCCAUCACUUUGUACGUUGUGACGGGUUUAGGAAUCACACUGUGUUACCAUAGAAGUCUUGCACACAGAAGUUUAAGGCUUCCAAAAUGGCUCGAGUACUUCUUUGCCUAUUGUGGCGUUUUGUCAUUUCAAGGUAGCCCGAUUGAAUGGGUGAGUACCCACCGUUACCAUCAUCAGUUUACUGACACAAAGAAGGACCCUCACAGCCCCAUCCAGAGUUUAUGGUUUAGUCACAUGGGUUGGUUGCUUGAUGGUCGUCGUGGUCAGUUUGAAGAAGAGCUUGGCGGACUGAAGAACGUUGAAGAUUUAAGGAAACAACCCUUCUAUAGGUUUCUUCUUCGUACUAACCUUCUACAUGCAAUUGCUCUUGGAGGUGUACUAUAUGCUGUGGGUGGAUUUCCCUUCUUGGUUUGGGGAUUGGUGAGAUCGCUUACUCGUUAG
Messenger RNA from Prunus avium (sweet cherry), 597 nucleotides. NCBI's taxonomy places the organism in Eukaryota, Viridiplantae, Streptophyta, Magnoliopsida, Rosales, Rosaceae. The record is from RefSeq and is a predicted model, not a curated record.